AAAAAAAAAAAGUCUUUUUUUUGUCUUCUUGUUUUCUUUCACUUCUUUUUCCUUUUGGCUCAUGCUGUUUUAAAUCAUUUGCAUCUCAUCCUCAUUUUUCAUUUUCCAUUUCAAUUAACUACUUCUUUUUCUGUUAAUCCCUAUUGCAUUGUUGAUACCCCCGAACCCAUUUCCUCUAUUUCUUUUUCCUUUUGGUAAGCUACCCUUGGUUUCUUUCCUUUGUAUGGUUUUUUUUGUCGAAUGUGUGUGCCUUUAUAAUUAUUGAUAAUAAAAACCUGUAUUAUCCAGCAUGUAAAUAUAAUCCAAAAAAGCAAUCAUGGCAACUGCUACUACUUUUACCACCGCUACAGCUGUCACUACUACUACAACUACUACAACUAAAACAGCAUCCUCUUCAACUCGACAUCAAACACAACAACAACAGCAACAGCAACAACAACAACAGCUCCUCCCACCUCUGUCCGUGAAACCCUCGAUAUCGAUGCAAUCGGAAGAUUCCGUCUUUUCUCGACUUGGUGCAACCCCACUGCCCGACAAGGAAAUCAAUGCCAUCCUCAACCUGCAUGAAAACUUGUCACUCAGCCAAGUCCUCAUACACUUUGAUGCAUGUAUGGACAAAAUGACACGAUGGCUUGAAACAGCUCAAAUGGCUGUAUUUACAUUGGAACUACAGCUCAAGGAAGGCGGCAGUAACAACAACAACAACAACAACGAACUACUCCAACACUACUAUGACGACUAUGAAAACGAUCAUCUUUUAGAACUGGCUUUUGGUAGGAUGGAGCCACUUAUUUCGAUUUUGGUCGAAGUGGGUCACAUCCUCGAAGACAAACUCGACAUGGAAGGGGACGAUUAUAAUGGCGGUGGCGGUGUUGGGACGAGCGGUGCUAAUACCAAAAAGAUGCACACGCGCAUGGCGAUUACCAAAGUCCAAAGCGAAUGGUCUGGUCUGCAGCAUUUCAUGUCGUCGGUGCUUAAACAACUGGAUACGAUGAAUGAGAAAAAGGAGCUCACGCUGCUCAUGGAGAACGUGCUGCAGCAAAUUGAUGACUUGUCGAUUAUGAUGUUCCAAUUUCAGGAGAAGCGGCAUGCUGCUGCUGCUGCCGCUGCCACUACCACUGCAAUCACAGCUGCUACUGCCAAUGGUAUUGCUUAUAAUUUGGAUACUCAGAACGACGUCAUGGGCUCACCGAUUAGCACUACCAGCAGUUUGUUUUCUCCUUCCACGACCACGACUACCACUACAGCUACUGGAACAACAGCUGCUACCAGCGUUGUUAGCAGCAUCCAUAGCAAUGAACCACUGUCGUCAUCAUCAGCAGCACAGGCACCACGAGACGAGCAUAUUCUGGCAGAAAUUGAUAGCAAGGUAGAACCAUUGUUCAACGACGUCCAACGAAUUUAUGCCAGCAUGACGUCCCCUUCACCACCUGAGGACCCGUCCGGGAUGCUCACACGAAAGCACCACAUGGUCCAGCAUCGAUGGGAGGCACUGCGUAUCGAAAUUGAUGACCUCAAAGAAGAGCUCAAGGAAGACCGGUGGCUCACGGUGUUCCGCCAAGUUGCAGAUCAAGUGGAUGUAAUGAUUGACGGUCUUGACAAGACCGUUACUCAGUGUUACACAAUCAUUGACCAGGUGCGCGAGUGGUAUCAUGCAACAUAUCAACAACAACAAUCAUCUCAGGGGAACGCCUUUAAUCGUUUUUCCAAAUCAAUCAUGCGAAGCUUUCCUCGUCAUCACUCUUCAUCUUCGACAACGACGGCAAAUACUACAUCAUCAUCAUCAACGACAGCGACAGCAAUGCCACCGCCAAUGGAUCCGGAAAAGUUCCGAUCCGUGGAAAAGAACUUUGAGGCCAAGAAUAAGUACUAUACGCCAUCGAUCGGUAAAAUGCUUCACAUGCUGGGCAGCGGUAUCGUGUCUCGCGUGGCACACAACAAUGGCACGAGCAAGCGACAUGCGUCCAUGAUGCAGCGAUGGACAACACUGAAAACGUCGAUGGAUACCUUGCGCAACAAGGAUUUGCCAGAGACGGAACGGAUGCUAUCCGAACUCAUGCAUACGCCCAAAAGUCCGGGUGGCUGGAAAAGCAUACGGUACAAGAGUCCAGAGCCUAGUCAUCAUCAACAAGGCGAAGCACUUUUGCGGGCAAAAAGUGCCCACAGCAACAACAACACGUUGCCUAAAACCAAUUUUGCUGUUCGUGGUUACAACAACAACACUAAUCACUAUCAUCACCAUCAGGAACAGGAAGACUAUCGUCGUACGGCAGGUGUUCGUAGUGUAACACCUAGCGGUGGCCGUAUGUUCCAUAGCAAGGUCACACAACAGCAGCAGCAUCAUCAGUACCAUCCACCACGCGCAGCGAGCUCCAUGGCAUAUGCUCGCGAUAUACGACCGAGUGCUUCAGAGUCUUCGUCCAUUGAUUCUUACCCAGUACCAGGACGCAAGACAAUGACGCCCAUUGGCACGAGCCACCACGAGUCAAGGUCGUUUGCGACUACUGCCACGUGUCGCAAGAGCCGUGUACCUGGACGCAAUGGGGAAGACAAAGAAGAGGCGACAUGGAUGAAGCCGACAAAGAGCACGCUGUUGCGAACAGCACGACGCGCACAAAGUGUGGACCAAGGCAUGCGACGAUCCGAAUCACCGAGCAGACCCAAGACGCCGGUCCAGCGAUCCAAGACACCUAAUCCAGGCUAUACACGGCGGAAAUCGACGACACCGAACGUCCCGAGUCGACCCAAGAGUAGUCUCGGUCGUCAACAGCAGCAACUGACAGUACCCAAUAAAAGCAAUGAUUAUGAACUGGAUCGAUCCAUGUCACCCAUUCCGCGUCGUACCAUGACACCAUCCCUGAUCCCACGGCCAAAGACGCCCAGCUCAAGUGCAAUGCGAUGCGAAUCACCGAGUUUGAUUCCACGGCCACGGUCAUCGAUGCAACAACACCAUCCUUCUCCUCCUCCUCCUAUACCGCCCAUACCAGCAUCCUUUUAUCAAGACCAAUAUCAACAGCAGCAACAACCAUCGUUGAAAAAGAAACAGUCGAUGCCCGCGUUGAUGCAUCGUACUACGUCGCCCUUUCGAAUGACGCAUGUUCCCAUGCGCGCACCGUCACCACAGUAUCGACGACGACGGCUUUCCGAAGACGGUCAUGGUGGUGGCAGAGACGGCAUCCAUGGCGGUGAUUUCUCGCUGAUACGGGGACACCAUCCACGCAGUAACAAUCAGCAUCAUCAACAUCAUGAAGUGUAUACGCCCAAUCCAAGGGAUCCAUUAGACAUGGAAGUUGCGCGCAUCGUCAACGCGAGUCCAAUCUCUGUGAAAUGCCAAAAGGGACCGUUGGGCGGCGGGCGGUACUUUUUUGGCAACGAACUGAGCCCAUCGGUGGGCGGGGGCAAGAAACUGUACACUUGUAAAUUAAUGACGUACGAGAACAACACACAAAGAAGGAGCAAAGCAGCGCAUCCGCCACAGAACAAGGUUUUGGUGCGCGUAGGUGGGGGCUGGCAAGAUCUUGAGAUGUUCUUGUUAGAUCAUUCCAAUUUGAUGACCGCCACUACGGCGUCAGAGGUGGGUGGUGGUACUACUCCUGCUGCUGCUGCUGUUGUCCCACGUUUCAAAUAAAGAAGCAUUUCAUUUAUCAUCAUCAUCGAUUAUUAUUGUUAUCAUCAAUCGUGCAUUUUUCAUCUUAUCUUUGGGGCAGUAAAAGGAAAGUAGGGCUAUUUUGGACCAAUGAACGUUCGAGAUAAUCCCCAUCUUUUACCAGCAUUUUCCCGACGUUUUUUUUCUAUUUUCUUUUUCUACAAGCUCCA
Molecule: messenger RNA, 3816 nt
Organism: Zychaea mexicana
Lineage: Eukaryota; Fungi; Mucoromycota; Mucoromycetes; Mucorales; Lichtheimiaceae
Exons: 1
Coding region: 317-3628 (1103 amino acids)
Biological process (GO): nuclear migration along microtubule; mitotic spindle orientation checkpoint signaling; establishment of spindle localization
Cellular component (GO): spindle pole body; mating projection tip; cell cortex
Molecular function (GO): microtubule binding
Source: RefSeq, a predicted model, not a curated record